CUUCCUGGUGAACGUGAGGGUGUAGGUUCCGAGUCCUGGCUUCCUGGUGUGCACAGUUCUUCCUCAUGCUGGGUCUGACUCUCUGGAGGAAGGAGUUUAUGUGAUCCUAGACUCAGGACAGGGGUCCCCUAAUCCAGAAAAAAAUCCAUGAGGUUGGCAAAAUCCAUCUUUGAACAUCCUAAAGAGCAGUGGUUCUCAGCCUUCCUGAGGUUGCCACCCUUUAAUAUACCUCAUGAUGUGGCGAUGCCCCCAAUGUUAUUUCUGUCGCUACUUCACAACCAUAAUUUGCUACUGUAUGAAUCAUAAUGUAAAUGUCUAUGUUUUCUGAUGGUCUUAGGCUACCCUGUAAAAGAACAACUAGACCUCAAAGGGAUUGGGACCCACAGGUUGAAAACCACUGCUAUAAGCGGUAUCUCUGAAUGGCGUCUGGUGGAAAGGUCAAUCGUCUUUGCAUCUAUGAGAAAGAGAAUGAUUUAGUUCAAGGGAUUUAAGAGGCACCAAGAGCUUCUGAGAUCCACUUCUUCCUAGGACAAGGAGAAAAUAGAAGUAACAAAAAGAGCCAUGUUCUGUAUCUGUUCUCAUUGGAUCUCCGGCCCUACAGAGGCAGCACUGAGAAUACCCCUCGGUGUUGGCCAUGCUGAGGCUGUCCCAUCUGUUCUUUAUGAGGGCCGUCACUUGGUGCCAGACUACUUCCUCUGAGUCUCAGCCCAGUAUCUCACUGGUUCACGUAGGGCUGGACCAGUAUCUAUGUGCCUGGCAGUUCUAGUCAUUUUAGUGGUUACUCUAACAAUGUGGUGACCUUGGGUAGUGGGGAGGGGGAUGGGCAAGGUGUUGAAGCAAGAAAAGAUGAUGGUGAAACCCACAGAUGUUACCAAAUGGAUGUUUCCAAUGGGUGUCCAAACUCUCUAGGAGGCCAGAGCUUGGGGAACAGUGAUCUGGCGUGCUUGAUCCGAAGCUACGGGGCCCUGGAGGAGGCUAGGAGGCAGCACGUCUCGUGCUCUGCCUUUCUUUCACUCAGUGUUGCAGAGACAGGCUCGGAGCCCAUGGAUACACAUGCCAGAGCCUCAGCCUUUAACGCAUUCCCAAUUUAGGAGUUCUUGGUGGGCUCCGGUAUCAGCCUUUGGGCUGUGUUAGCUCCUUUGGUGGCAUGUCUGACCUGUGGUCUUUUUCCUUCAUUCCACAUCCCUCCCUGGAGAUCUUUGAGGCUUUCUCCUCUCUCCCCACUCUCCCACUAGGCUGAAUCAUGUCCACCCGUCCACUUCCUGCCUCCUUCUUUCCAUCAGCUCUGGGCUUUCCUGCCUCCUUCCUUCCAUCACCUCUGGGAUCUGGCCUCUGACUCAGCUCCCAGCUCUCCUAGGGGCCCCAGGCCUGGCUCCAGAAUUCCAGUCAAUACCUGGCUUGGGCUGAGAGCUGGCAAGGGGGGAGGGUAUGAGGUGCCCCAGUCCUGGCUGCUGGCCACCUGGGAACCAUGUAAGGUUUGGAAAGCAGCUCUGGGCACGGCAGCUGUCAGCACUUGACUGGGAGCUCUGUGUCUGCCACGUUGAGUCUCCCGAGCUUUGGUUCCCUCAUUUGUAAACCAGAGAUAAUUAUACCAUCCUCUCGGAUGGGAGCGAAUGUGCGAAUGAGCUUUAUGGACUGUAAAGCUGUAGACAAAUGUUAGUUGUUAGCGUUUGAGAGCAAUGCUGUGCACAUGAGCUCAGCUUUCCGUGAGGAUCCGGAAAGUGCCCUGUCCUUCCCUGCCCUUUUCUUCAUACCGGCUGUGCCUUGGGGAUUCCACUCCUGCUCUUCCAGAGCCCUCUGCCGUCUAGACCCUCCAUGCCCUCCAGCCCCUGGGUCCUCAGUGCAUCAUGGCUCCGGUGCCUGCUUCACCCUGGGCAGCCAGAAAACUUCCGUCGUGUCAUUAGGCAUAGCAAGCAUCACAACAGGCCUCAUACAUCAGACUGGCUCCAGGGCCCAAGAGGCUGGCAGGCAGGUCCAGACUCUGCACUGGCUGUGGAGCGAGCUGACUUUCUUACCCUACAAGGCACUGUUUGGUCUCGAGUGGUUGGAUGGAGGCCACGAGGCCCAGAGAGGAGCUGGAGCGGGCAGAACCACUGGGGCAAAGACAUGGACAAUAGAGGGGGUCCCAGACCAUGUGUCCAUAGGUAGUGAUGAUGGGGUCGUCUGGCCAUGGGAGCACAGGGAGUAUGUGGAGGGAAAUGGCACUGUCUUGUGGGAAGACAAUUCUACUGAGCCACUGACUUUACUUACGACCUCCCCUACCCUUGUACCCAGGGCCAUGGAAACCAGGCUGGAUGCCCACCGGGGGUAAUCAUCCCAUCAGAGCCUGCUUUUGAAAACCCACAAGUGUCAAUUCUUGGUUGGGGACGACAGUAGCCAGGACCCAGGCAACUAGAGAAUACAGCCAUUGGCCUGGGGAGGGAGGCUUGCCCGAGCCCUGAGCCAACUUCACCCACUGGGUAACUCUAAGUGGGGUUUAGAUGGAGGGGGUCUCUGGAGUGUGAGGUGAGUGCCUAACUGAAGGGAAGCUUCUGAUAGCUGCCACAUCUGUCCCAUAGCCUCCAUUGAGUGCCUACUGAUGCAGGCACCCUGUCUCUGAGCAUUUGCUUCUGUUAGCGGAGUAACAUGUACCUUUUCCCCCCCAAAAUCUGUCCAUGUCUCUUUCCUUGGGCUCCAUUGAGUCCUGUAUGUGUGCAUGGCGCAUGUGUCCAGUUGGAUGGAGCUAUAUAUGUGUGUCGCACAUGCAUGUGGUAUUCCUAUGUUACAGAUGAAAAAAAAAAUAUGAUCCAUAGCCAGGCCAGGCCAGCAGCCUGGGAAUCUACCUGUGAAUAUUAUUAGCAUUAGCAAUAAGUGAUAUAGCAGUGGAAAUUACUUACUCAAGUAACACAUUAAUGUGUGUCUUGGAUACAAAUAACAACUCUUUGGUGAGUGCUUCCUAAGUGCUAGGCCCACCGUGGAUCACAUAAGUAACGUCUAACUGAACUCUCUGAAGUAGGUUCUGUUGUUGUGUCCCUGUCACUCACUAGUAAGGUAACUGAGACUAGGGAGUGUUAGCAAAGUGUUCCAGGGCCACACCCCUCCCCAUAACCAGCGAGGCGUUCUGCGUCUGUACCGCACCGUGCGGCGCACCAGUCGCACACCGCAUGCAGCAUUCGAAAGUGGCUAGUCCAUUAGGGACUUCAGUGUUCGCACGAUGUCACCUGAUUCGUCGUGCAUGUUAGUGGCCUCAGCUGCUAGCUCCCCUCACCUCAGGAUACUAAGCUAGGGCAGUGGGUGGCUAAACAUCUCUAACCACUACACUGUACAGCCCCUUCCCUGCCACUCUGAAGAGAUUGGGGCCAAGGUAUUCCCUGAGAUUGUGGGGAGGAGAUUGUCCAGGCCUCUAUGAGUAGCCUGAUUUGGGGAGGAGGUGUCUGUCUCCUCUCCUGACUCUCCACUGUCCUGUGUUGCCCUGGUCCUGUUUCCUGAUGCUCUUGGGUCCUUUUCACUGUAAGCUCUGGCACGAGGUGGAGGAAGGAGGCUCAGAAUGCUUGAUCCUUCUGCCUGCAUGCCUCAUGUGUUUGAACACAGACAGACAGACAAACACACACACACACAUGCGUGCGUGCACGCACGCACACAUGCACGCUUGCUUUCUUUCUUUCUUUCUUUCUUUCUUCCUUCCUUCCUUCCUUCCUUCCUUCCUUUCUUUCUUUCUUUCUUGUCUGUCAUGUAAGCAUCAUCUUAAUGGAUGAGUGAUGUGCUCAGUAAGACCGGUGAGGUUCUAAGAGGGUGGAGAAUUGCCCUCCAGUAUUUGGACCAGGAGAGUGCAUUCAUCGUGACUUACCUUAGUCUUAAAGAUUUCCAUGAACUUGUUAGGAAAGAGACUAUUUAUUGGGCAACAUGAAGGCAAAAGGAAAAGAAGAAAUAUGUGCCACCAACCUCUACCUCCUUCUCUUGGUCUGGAUCCUAGGCCACCAAAUGCAUGGUUUCAGGUUCUUCCCUAGCAAUGGCAGUGACCACUGAGAGAACACCACACAGCCCCUGUUAUCCAUUUCAGUGGCAUCUGGACAUUUGAGAAAGCAGGUCUUCUCAUCCAGACUCAGGCCUCCCUCCCUGUUCCCAACUGUCAGCAUCAGGGGUACCUGUAGGCCUUCUCCCCAAGGCUGUCACUUAAAAUGGAGCUUAUCUGUGACCCAGAAGAAUGUCACCUAAUUUAGUAUGGAUACAAACAGCUUACCUGACCCAGAGCAAUCCAGCAUAGUCAUAUGUGAGAAAUUCAACACUUGCCCGGCUGGGUCAGGCUGACCAAGUGAAAUUCUCACCAGCGUUUCAUACAUUUAAAACUAAACUUGAAACAUUCUCAGCAGUGUUUCUUCUUGCCCCAGGGAGUUCUGGGGAGAUUGUCAUGACAACACGUUGAGACAAGUCCCACCUCCAAGCCCAGCCCUUCUUUCUCCUUACUUCUUCUCUGGUGAUCACUGUGGCAGCCAUUUUUAAAAGGGACUGUGCGGGACCUAACAAGGCAGCACAUUUGGCUGACAAAGGUGAAGACCUGGUCACCUGGAAGUACUAGCUAGUCCCCAGCCCAUUCUUCCUUCCCCACAAACCAUGUGGGGCUCUCUUUGGCCUUCAGAGAGAAGGCCAGUUCUUCAGUGGGCCUCCACCUUCUACACAGUAGAGCAUAGGUCUCUCUGGGUGGAGACAGGUGACAAGAGAUUCCUGGUCUCACAUGGUGUUCUCUCUCUCUCUCUCUCUCUCUCUCUCUCUCUCUCUCUCUCUCUCUCUCUGUCUCUCUCUCCCUCCCUCCCCCACCCUUUCUCUCUCAACAGGGUUUCCCUGUGUAGCCCUGGCUGUUCUAGAACUCACUCUAGAGACCAGGCUGGCCUCAAACUCAUAGAGAGCUGCCUGCCUCUGCCUCUCAAGCACUUGGAUUAAAGGUGUGUGCCCCCACGCUGGGUCCUGUUACCACUUUCUUAGUUUGUCAUCCAUGUCCAUUCCUAAACAGGCUGCAGGCCUCUUAGUCUACAUUUUCUGCCUCACAUAGUUUGUUUGCCUUAGUUUUUCUAAAACAAGCUCUAAUUUAAAUACCACAUCUUCCUUCAUUCGCAGAGCCAAGAGUCACACACACACACACACACACACACACACACACACACACGGCCUUUAUUGACUUCUCCCUUGGCACUCAUCCCCUUUCCUGCUCACUAUUCCACUAUUCUUCCCAAAUAUAUCUGGCUACUCUUUUUUUUUUGGAGAUGAGGACCAAACCCAGGACCUUGUGCUUGCUAGGCAAGCGCUCUACCACUGAGCUAAACCCCCAAACCCCCUGGCUACUCUUUCCUAUCAAGUCAAAGUCCCCUGACUACAUGGCUGUCUUUUCCAUACCUUGGCCCUUGAGGCCAUGCCUGGAGACACUACUAGAUAGAUUAGAGGCUGUGUGGACCACAGGACUUGGGGAUGAGGGGAAAGGACUGAGAGAAGUGCUGUCCAGAGAGUUCAAGCCAUGGAAACUCCCUGAGUAACCUAUGGAUGCUGGGGAGGACACCCAGGGUAAUACGGCUCUGUCUGAGAGGGGAGGUUGAGAUGGCAGAAGAAAUCACAGAGGUGUGGGCCCCUAAGUCUUCAAAAGCAUCAGCAACCUUAAGACUGUGCCAGAUAUACAGACCGCUGCUGUAUCCGGUGACCCAAACCUGCAAUCCUAGCUACGGUGGAGGCUGAGAUCAUAAUUUGCCAGGGAUAUAGAGUGAGCUUAAGGCCACCCUAAGAGACAUAACGAGACUUUGUCUCGAAAUUUAAAAACAGAAGCCUAGCUCAGUGGAAAGUCUGCAUAGAAUAUGUGAGGCCCUAAAUUCAAUUCCCAGUACUGAGAAACGAAUGAUUCAAACAGAUACAUCAGCCCAAGUCCAGACUAUAAAUCAGGGACUACAGGGGAUGGGCCCAGAUGGCCAUAGCCCAAGAAACUCUCCAGGCAAUUCCAGUGCUCAGCAAACUUUGAAAACCAACCAACCAAACUGGCCAGUGGUAGCACAUGCUUUUAAUCCCAGCCCUCAGGAGGCAGAGGCAGGGAGAUCGCUGAGUUCAAGUCCAGUCUGGUCUACAGGUUGAGUUCCAGGAUAGCCAGGGCUACACAGAGAUACCCUGUCUCAAAAAUAAAACCAACAGAGAAACAAAAAGCCCAACUGCACAAGAAGCAUUUUGAAAAACAAAAACCAAAAACCAAAUGUUUGAAAUCACUGGCAUGGAGUCGAAGAUCUAGCUCAAAUUAGGAAGCCAGCUGCGGUUAUUGGAAACGCAAGGGCUGUAGAACAAGACUUAGCCCUGCUCUGAAGUUGAAUGGCCAAGAGCUGUGAGAGUCAGAGAAAUCACCUCUUAGAGUUCCAUUCUCCUGUGAGGAUUUGCCUAGGUCUCAAAACUUUCAUGUGCCUAGGAAUCUCUAGAGGGCUUUUGAAAAAAAAUUACAGUUUUUGACUCCUCACUUCAGAAAAUCAAUUCUGUGGGCUGGAUAAGGUCUAAGUAUCUGUAUUUCAAAGUAAGUCCCAAGUGGUACCCAUGUGGGCGGUUCAAGCAUCAUUCACACAGUCCUGAUGUAGAGGGCCUUGGGUGAUGCUAUCUGUGUGCUAGAUACUGGGUGGCCGCAGAUGCUGUGUCUGUAGUGAAGAGACUACAGACAGCUGGGAUGUUAGGCCUGACUGGAUGCACUGGCCUGGGGGAGUUCCUGCUUGUGGGCUUUCUAUUGCCAGUUCUUAUUGAAUGAUACCAGCCUGAAAGAGCUGUCCAAAGGGCAGCUAUAUGAAUAGAGUCAGCUCAUUGAGAGCUGGGUCAAAAGUGGUCCUGUAAUGGGAAGGUUUGGGAGAAAAAGCACCCUGUGCCCUUGCUGGUGUUAUCUCCCAUCAUGAAAUCUGGGUUUGUACAUGGAUCAGGCUUGGAAUGCAACAAAAAUGUUUACAAAGUUGCUUUUGCCCAUGAGGUCAGCACAGUUUGGGAUUCUACAGCUUGGUGACGUACUUUGGGGUUAUGGAGGAACAGAGACCACUUCUUUUCUCAGAGAGUACUCAUCCGUACUUCUCUGGAACCUGAGCCUGCAGCCUGGCAAGCAAUCUGGCCAAGAGGCUUGCCCUAGACUUGCUGCUCUAUGACUGGCUAGCACCUAGGUGCUAUUUCCCUGCUGGCCACCAGGGGUCUCUAAAACAUGCAAAGACCUUUGGCAAUCAGAGUUCAAUCUUUGCCCCGCCCUCCUUUCCUUAGCCUAGGAGCUGCCUCAGCACUGUCCAGCCUGGAGGUGACCCUGGAGCCAGGAAUCUAAACUCUGUAGAGGGAAAUGAGUCCCCCCUUCCAAGGGUUGUGCCUAUGACAUCAGUAUCAGCUGGCGGCCACGCCUCUAGCCACAAAUGCCAUUCUGAUUUCUCUCUCCUCCCCAACCUUGAGACAGUCAGCCUGAGAGUGGGCUGUCCUCUUGGCCCCCAGAUGUCUUCAUCACUAGUACUGCUGGGGAACACAGGUCAUAGCUUGAGAAUGUGGCCCUGGGUGGAGUGAGGGGAUAGAGGAGGGAGAGUGACUUGUGGCCUCAGCUCAACACCUCUGCCUCUGUUCUUUCCAAGCCCCUCCCCCCACCCGCUGGGUGCGAAUGGAUGCUGGUGAGGACUGACCAUUGGUGAGGGGUGGCCCACACUUUCCUAGUUUGGGUCCCUGGUGCACUGAUGGGUGAAGGGCAGUUUGCCAGCAGGGAUCCAGUAGACCCCAUAGUUGAGCCGGAUGCAGGCCUGUGUCCUGAAGUACCUGCUCUCCUGGACUUGCCUAGUGCAGGACCUGGGGGGUUGCAGCCAUGCAUUGUUUCCUUAGGCUGACAAGGGACAAAUCUGGGAAGGAGGGUCAAAGCCCUGACAGUUCUUUGGUUCUCUGUGUCUGAAAGAGCUGGUUGUGGCUUGUUCUAGGGUUUAAGGCUGGCUAGUUAGGUAUUCCCAGGUCAGGAAUCUUGUUGGUUUGGGCAAAGCAUGAUGCUUCCUAUAGUGUAUCGUCAACACUUACAGCCCAGGCAGGGAUAUUAAAUGCCUCAGUGCAGUGCCAUCCCACCCUUAUGCCCCUCUGAAGACUGGGGUGCCCACACCUGGAGUCCAGGCCCUACUGAUGGGCUCAGCUCUUGUCAGUGUCCCAAGCUGUAAGGAGAGGAAAGGCAGACAGCCGGCUGCUUGGAAUGAGCCGAGGCUAAAUUCAGCUGGUCUGGGCUCUGCCCCUCCCCCAUUCUCAUUCCACCACUCCAGGGGCUGCUCCCAUGGUCUCAGCAGGCACCACCUUCCCAGCCAGCGCCUGCCUGCUGCCCGGUCUCUUGCUGGCCACCCCCACCUACUCCCCCCUUCCCAGGCUCACUUCCCCUCCCCCAGGGCUGGCUCAGUGCGGGGCCUCAGCUGGGUCAGCGAGUGAGUGGGGCUGGGCAGGCUGAUCGCCUGUUCCCUGGGGAGCUAAGGCCAGUGGGCAGUGGGCAAGAGGGCCUGGUGCCAAGGCAGAGACUUAAGGAAGGUGCAGACGGGGUCCGUUUGCACAGCCUCAGGGCGCGUCCACAUCCCCCUUCAGCAGCCCAAUCACCUCUGAUGAGGAGUACCUGAGCCCCCCAGAGGAGUUCCCAGAACCUGGGGAGACCUGGUCCCGAACCCCUACCAUGAAGCCCAGUCCCAGCCAGGAUCGAGAUUCCUCUGACUCUUCCUCCAAGGCACCCCCAACCUUCAAGGUCUCACUCAUGGACCAAUCAGUGAGAGAAGGUCAAGAUGUCAUUAUGAGCAUCCGCGUGCAGGGGGAGCCCAAGCCUGUGGUCUCCUGGCUGAGGAAUCGGCAGCCUGUGCGCCCAGACCAGCGGCGCUUUGCAGAGGAGGCCGAGGGUGGGCUCUGCCGGUUGAGGAUCCUGGCUGCUGAGAGGGGAGAUGCUGGUUUCUACACUUGCAAGGCGGUCAACGAAUAUGGCGCUCGGCAGUGUGAGGCCCGCCUGGAGGUCCGAGCACACCCUGAAAGCCGGUCCCUGGCCGUGCUGGCCCCCCUGCAGGACGUGGACGUGGGGGCCGGGGAGAUGGCGCUGUUUGAGUGCCUGGUGGCAGGUCCAGCUGACGUCGAGGUGGACUGGCUGUGCCGUGGCCGCCUGCUGCAGCCUGCGCUGCUCAAAUGCAAGAUGCAUUUUGAUGGCCGCAAGUGCAAGCUGCUGCUGACCUCUGUGCAUGAGGACGACAGCGGUGUCUACACUUGCAAGCUGAGCACAGUCAAAGAUGAACUGACCUGCAGUGCCCGGCUGACGGUCCGGCCAUCGCUGGCGCCUCUGUUCACCCGGUUACUGGAAGAUGUGGAGGUGCUAGAAGGCCGUGCUGCCCGCCUGGAUUGCAAGAUCAGCGGCACCCCGCCUCCCUCUGUUACCUGGACUCAUUUUGGCCACCCUGUAAAUGAGAGUGAAAACUUGCGGCUGCGGCAGGAUGGGGGGCUACACUCACUGCACAUUGCCCGGGUGGGCAGCGAGGACGAGGGACUCUAUGAAGUCAGUGCCACCAACACUCAUGGCCAGGCCCACUGCUCUGCCCAGCUGUAUGUGGAGGAGCCUCGGACAGCGGCCUCUGGCCCCAGCUCGAAGCUGGAGAAGAUGCCAUCUAUCCCUGAGGAGCCGGAGCAUGGAGAUCUAGAGAGGCUGUCUAUUCCUGACUUCCUGCGGCCACUGCAAGAUCUGGAAGUGGGACUAGCUAAGGAAGCCAUGCUGGAGUGCCAAGUGACCGGCCUGCCCUAUCCCACCAUCAGCUGGUUCCACAAUGGCCACCGCAUUCAAAGCAGUGACGACCGACGCAUGACACAGUACAGGGAUAUACAUCGCCUGGUGUUCCCAGCUGUGGGGCCUCAGCACGCUGGUGUCUACAAGAGUGUCAUCGCCAACAAGCUGGGCAAAGCAGCCUGCUAUGCCCAUCUCUAUGUCACAGAUGUGGUUCCAGGCCCUCCAGAUGGCGCUCCGCAAGUAGUGGCUGUGACCGGAAGGAUGGUCACACUCUCAUGGAACCCACCCAGGAGUCUGGACAUGGCUAUUGACCCAGAUUCCCUGACAUACACAGUGCAGCACCAGGUGUUGGGCUCGGACCAGUGGACAGCACUGGUCACGGGCCUGCGGGAGCCUGAGUGGGCAGCCACGGGGCUGAAGAAGGGGCUCCAUCACAUCUUCCGGGUCCUCAGCUCCAGCGGCAAGAGCAGCAGCAAACCCUCAGCACCAUCGGAACCUGUACAGCUGUUAGAGCACGGCCCACCCCUGGAAGAGGCACCUGCCGUGCUGGACAAGCAGGACAUUGUGUAUGUGGUAGAGGGCCAGCCUGCCUGUGUCACCGUCACUUUUAACCAUGUGGAGGCCCAGGUUGUCUGGAGGAGCUGCCGGGGAGCCCUCCUGGAGCCGCGCACGGGUGUGUAUGAACUGAGUCAGCCAGAUGACGACCAAUAUUGCCUUCGGAUCUGCCGGGUGAGCCGACGAGACCUGGGACCCCUUACUUGCAGUGCCCGAAACCGCCAUGGCACAAAGGCCUGCUCGAUCACCCUAGAGCUGGCAGAGGCACCUCGGUUUGAGUCUAUCAUGGAAGAUGUGGAGGUGGGGCCUGGAGAAACCGCUCGCUUUGCUGUGGUGGUUGAGGGGAAACCACUGCCGGACAUCAUGUGGUACAAGGAUGAGGUGCUGCUGGCCGAGAGCAAUCAUGUGAGCUUCGUGUACGAAGAGAACGAGUGCUCCCUGGUGGUGCUCAGUGCAGGAAGCCAGGAUGGAGGCGUCUAUACCUGUACGGCCCGGAACCUGGCAGGCGAAGUCUCCUGCAAGGCAGAGCUGUCUGUGCACUCAGCUCAGACAGCCAUGGAGGUCGAAGGGGUCGGAGAGGAUGAGGAGCACCGAGGAAGAAGACUUAGCGACUACUAUGACAUCCACCAAGAGAUCGGCAGAGGUGCCUUCUCCUACCUGCGGCGGGUAGUGGAGCGGAGCUCUGGCCUGGAGUUUGCAGCCAAGUUCAUCCCUAGUCAGGCCAAGCCUAAAGCAUCAGCGAGACGCGAGGCCCGGUUGCUGGCCCGACUCCAGCAUGACUGUGUGCUCUACUUCCACGAAGCCUUCGAAAGGCGCAGGGGACUUGUCAUAGUCACCGAGCUCUGCACAGAAGAGCUUCUAGAGCGCAUGGCCAGGAAGCCCACCGUGUGUGAGUCUGAGACUCGGACUUAUAUGCGCCAAGUGCUAGAGGGGAUAGGCUAUCUGCAUCAGAGCCAUGUGCUGCACCUGGAUGUCAAGCCGGAGAACCUGCUGGUGUGGGAUGGUGCCGGGGGUGAGGAGCAGGUGCGCAUCUGUGACUUCGGGAACGCCCAGGAACUCACUCCGGGAGAACCCCAGUACUGCCAGUUUGGCACGCCAGAGUUUGUUGCGCCUGAGAUUGUCAACCAGAGCCCUGUGUCUGGAGUCACUGACAUCUGGCCCGUGGGCGUCGUUGCCUUCCUCUGUUUGACGGGUAUCUCCCCAUUUGUUGGAGAGAACGACCGGACAACACUCAUGAAUAUCCGAAAUUACAACGUGGCAUUUGAAGAGACUACGUUCCUGAGUCUGAGCAGGGAGGCCCGGGGCUUCCUUAUCAAAGUGCUGGUGCAGGAUCGACUGAGACCUACUGCAGAAGAGACUCUGGAACAUCCUUGGUUCAAAACAGAAGCAAAGGGUGCAGAGGUGAGCACAGACCACCUGAAGCUCUUUCUGUCACGGAGGAGGUGGCAGCGCUCUCAAAUCAGCUACAAGUGCCACCUGGUGCUGCGACCCAUUCCGGAACUGCUACGGGCACCCCCGGAGCGGGUGUGGGUGGCCAUGCCUAGAAGACAACCCCCGAGUGGGGGACUUUCAUCCUCUUCAGACUCAGAAGAGGAAGAAUUGGAGGAACUUCCCUCAGUACCCCGCCCCCUGCAGCCUGAGUUCUCAGGUUCUCGGGUAUCCCUCACCGACAUCCCCACCGAAGAUGAGGCUCUGGGGACCCCGGAAGCUGGGGCUGCCACCCCCAUGGACUGGCAAGAGCAGGGAAGGGCUCCCUCUAAGGACCAGGAGGCCCCCAGCCCUGAGGCACUCCCCUCUCCAGGCCAGGAGUCCCCUGAUGGGCCUAGCCCCAGGCGGCCAGAACUCCGUAGGGGCAGCUCUGCUGAGAGCGCCCUGCCCCGGGUCGGGUCGCGGGAGCCGGGCCGGAGCCUGCACAAAGCAGCAUCGGUGGAGCUGCCGCAGCGCAGGAGCCCCAGCCCGGGUGCCACUCGCCUGACUCGGGGAGGCCUGGGUGAGGGCGAGUAUGCCCAGAGGCUGCAGGCCCUGCGUCAGCGGCUGCUGAGGGGAGGCCCGGAGGAUGGCAAGGUCAGCGGUCUCAGGGGACCCCUGCUGGAGAGCCUGGGGGGCCGAGCACGGGAUCCCAGGAUGGCGCGGGCUGCCUCCAGUGAGGCUGCACCCCACCACCAGCCCCCUCCCGAGUCCCGCGGCCUGCAAAAGAGCAGCAGCUUCUCUCAGGGUGAGGCAGAGCCCCGGGGUCGGCACCGCCGAGCGGGGGCACCCCUCGAAAUCCCCGUAGCUAGGCUUGGGGCCCGUAGGCUGCAGGAGUCUCCCUCCUUAUCUGCCCUUAGUGAGACCCAGCCACCGAGUCCUGCGUUGCCCAGCGCCCCCAAACCCAGUAUCACCAAGUCUCCGGAACCUUCCGCUGCCACAUCCAGAGACUCUCCCCAGCCCCCAGCACCUCAGCCUGUCCCAGAAAAGAUCCCAGAGCCCAAACCAGAACCAGUCCGAGCUGCCAAACCAGCACAACCCCCUUUGGCUCUGCAAAUGCCAGCGCAGUCUCUCACCCCCUAUGCCCAGAUCAUGCAGUCGCUCCAGCUGUCCAGUCCCACCCUGUCCCCACAGGUGCCUCCAUCAGAGCCCAAGCCCCACGCGGCUGUGUUUGCCAGGGUGGCUUCUCCGCCGCCCGGAGCCUCUGAGAAGCGCGUGCCUUCGGCCAGAAUUCCCCCAGUGCUAGCCGAGAAAGUCCGAGUCCCCACGGUGCCCCCCAGGCCAGGCAGCAGCCUCAGCGGUAGCAUCGAGAACCUCGAGUCAGAGGCCGUGUUCGAGGCUAAGUUUAAGCGUAGCCGCGAAUCGCCACUGUCGCGGGGCCUGAGGCUACUAAGCCGCUCGCGCUCAGAGGAGCGCGGUCCCUUCCGUGGGGCGGAGGACGAUGGCAUAUACCGGCCCAGCCCGGCGGGAACGCCGCUAGAGCUGGUGCGACGGCCGGAGCGCUCGCGCUCGGUGCAGGACCUCAGGGUAGCCGGAGAGCCAGGCCUUGUGCGUCGCCUUUCGCUGUCCCUGUCGCAGAAGCUGCGGCGGACACCGCCCGGGCAGCGACACCCUGCGUGGGAGUCCCGCAGUGGAGAUGGAGAGAGCUCCGAGGGCGGCAGCUCAGCUCGGGGUUCCCCGGUGCUGGCGGUGCGCAGGAGACUCAGCUCCACGCUGGAGCGUCUGUCCAGCCGUUUGCAGCGCAGCGGCAGCAGCGAGGACUCCGGGGGCGCCUCGGGUCGCAGCACGCCGCUGUUUGGACGGCUACGCAGGGCUACUUCCGAAGGGGAGAGCCUGCGACGCCUCGGUGUUCCGCACAAUCAGCUGGCUUCGCAGACUGGUGCCACCACACCGUCCGCUGAGUCUCUGGGCUCAGAGGCCAGCGGCACAUCGGGUUCCUCAGCUCCAGGGGAAAGCCGAAGCCGGCACCGGUGGGGCCUUUCCAGGCUGCGCAAGGACAAGGGCUUAUCGCAGCCAAACCUCUCCGCCAGUGUCCAAGAGGACUUGGGUCACCAGUAUGUGCCCAGUGAGUCAGAUUUCCCCCCAGUCUUCCACAUCAAACUCAAGGACCAGGUGCUGUUGGAGGGGGAAGCAGCUACCCUGCUCUGCCUACCAGCAGCCUGCCCAACACCCCGCAUCUCCUGGAUGAAAGAUAAGCAGUCCCUGCGGUCAGAGCCCUCGGUGGUCAUUGUGUCCUGCAAAGAUGGUCGGCAGCUGCUGAGCAUACCCCGGGCUAGCAAGCGGCAUGCUGGGCUCUAUGAGUGCUCAGCGACCAACGUCCUAGGCAGCAUUACCAGCUCCUGUACUGUGGCAGUGGCCCGCACCCCAGGAAAGCUGGCUCCUCCAGAGGUGCCCCAGACCUACUGUGACACGGCGCUGGUGCUGUGGAAGCCGGGAGACAGUCGGGCACCUUGCACGUAUACUCUGGAGCGGCGGGUAGAUGGGGAAUCCGUCUGGCACCCUGUGAGCUCAGGCAUCCCCGACUGUUACUACAAUGUGACUCAGCUGCCUGUUGGUGUGACUGUGAGGUUCCGGGUGGCCUGUUCCAAUCGUGCUGGGCAGGGGCCCUUCAGCAACCCUUCUGAGAAGGUCUUCAUCCGAGGCACUCAAGAUUCUCCAGCUCAGUCAGCUGCUGCUCCCCGAGAUGCCCCUGUUACCUCAGGGCCAACUAGGGCCCCACCGCCUGACUCUCCUACCUCACUGGUCCCUACCCCGCCUCUUGCUCCCCAAGUCUCCCAGGCAUCCACACUCAGCCCUUCAACCUCCUCCAUGUCUGCCAACCAGGCCUUGUCCUCUCUCAAGGCUGUGGGUCCACCACCCGCAACCCCUCCACGAAAGCACAGGGGGCUUCUGGCCACCCAGCAAGCAGAGCCAUCCCCACCCAGUAUCCUGGUCACCCCAAGUGAACACAAGUCUUUUGUCCCUGACACUGGAACCCUGACCCCAACCUCUAGUCCUCAAGGGGUCAAACCAGCACCUUCCUCAAGUUCCUUGUAUAUGGUGACUUCCUUCGUGUCUGCACCUCCAGACCCCCAGCCCCCAGCCCCUGAGCCCCCUCCCGAGCCCACCAAGGUGACUGUUCGAAGCCUCAGCCCAGCCAAGGAGGUGGUCAGCUCCCCAACACCUGAGAGCACCACUCUUCGACAGGGCCCUCCUCAGAAACCCUACACCUUCCUUGAGGAGAAGGCCAGGGGCCGCUUUGGCGUUGUGCGGUCAUGCCGGGAGAAUGCUACAGGCCGAACGUUCGUUGCUAAGAUCGUGCCGUAUGCUGCCGAGGGCAAGCGACGAGUGCUGCAGGAAUAUGAGGUGCUUCGGACACUGCACCACGAGAGGCUCAUGUCCCUGCACGAGGCCUACAUCACCCCUCGGUACCUUGUGCUUAUCGCCGAGAGCUGUGGCAACCGGGAACUUCUCUGUGGGCUCAGCGACAGAUUCCGGUAUUCAGAAGAUGAUGUGGCCACCUAUGUGGUGCAGCUGCUACAAGGCCUGGACUACCUCCAUGGCCGCCAUGUGCUGCACCUGGACAUCAAGCCGGACAAUCUACUCUUGGCCGCUGAUAAUGCCCUUAAGAUUGUGGACUUCGGCAGUGCUCAGCCCUAUAACCCUCAGGCCCUGAAGCCGCUUGGCCACCGCACAGGCACUCUAGAGUUCAUGGCUCCUGAGAUGGUAAGGGGAGACCCCAUCGGCUCUGCCACGGAUAUCUGGGGAGCGGGUGUGCUCACCUACAUCAUGCUUAGUGGGUACUCCCCAUUCUAUGAGCCAGAUCCCCAGGAAACAGAGGCUCGGAUUGUUGGGGGUCGCUUUGAUGCCUUCCAGCUGUACCCUAACACCUCCCAGAGUGCCACCCUCUUCUUGAGAAAGGUCCUCUCAGUACAUCCCUGGAGCCGGCCCUCCCUGCAGGACUGCUUGGCCCACCCAUGGCUGCAGGAUGCCUACUUGAUGAAGCUGCGCCGCCAGACACUCACCUUCACCACCAACCGGCUCAAGGAAUUCCUGGGCGAGCAGCGUCGACGUCGGGCUGAGGCUGCUACCCGUCACAAGGUGCUGCUCCGCUCCUACCCUGGCAGCCCCUAGGUGGCAUGGACCACAGCCCGGCCACGGGCUUCAACCUUGGGUUCUCACUCAACGCUGCCAAGGGACAUUCCAGAACCCGUGCCGAGCUGGACGGGCGGGGGCUUCAGAUACCAGCAGCGGCAACAUCUGGCUGGGCUAUUACCUCAUGGACCUAAGAGGACAAGGCCCUGGGGCUUCAGCCGGAUGUCACCCGGCCACAACCAGAGCAGGAGACCCACUGGCCAGGCUGGGCAAGGGUGAGAGCAGAAAGAGGCAAGGAAGGAGUUGGGACGUGAAGAAGGAAGGGAGUUGGGGAGUACAGGAAGGGAGGAGCUUGAGGAAGGUUCUGGGCUGGAGUUGGAGUGCUAUAUCUCAGGGAGAACCCAGAGGAGGACAUGGCUAAAGAGGAAGCAGGGUCCUGUGAUGUGGGAGUAUGUUGGAGAGGAGGACAAGACAGGAGCCAGAGCAGAGACAUGAGGGAGAGCAGACAGGUGGAAGGCAACAGGAGUGGGCUCAGGGGUGGCAGGGCAGGCCAGCGGCUGCAUCUUCAGAUAGAGCAAGGAGGGGCUGGAGAGAUGGCUCAGUGGAUAAGAGCACAGACUGCUCUUCCAGAGGUCCUGAGUUCAAUUUACAACAACCACAUGGUGGCUCAUAACCAUCUGUAAUUAGAUCUCAUGCCCUCUUCUGGUGUGUCUGAAGAGAGCAACAGUGUACUCACAUACAAAAUAAAUAAAUUAAUCAAUUAAAAUUAAAAAAGAAAAAGAAAAGAAAGAGCAAGGAGAAAGGCAAAGAGACAUGUGCCUGAGGCCACUGCGGCUGGUCUCCUGUCCCAGCCGACGCAGUUCUGGGCAUUCUACACUGGCCCAGGGCUGUUCUCACUGCUUCUCCAUGGCCUUUGCCCUCCUUCCCGUUUGUAUUUAUUUAUUUAUUGCCUUUUGUGGAGUUUCCUUUCUAUCCAAUCCCUAUUGCCUAUGUUGUCCCGACCAUCCCCUCAGCCAUCCAGCCGUCUGUGCAGCUCUCUGUCUGUCUGUCACAAGGAAAAUAAAAAACAGCAAGUGGCAGGA
Messenger RNA from Rattus norvegicus (Norway rat), 16896 nucleotides. RefSeq names its product striated muscle enriched protein kinase (gene Speg). Gene Ontology annotation, cellular component: nucleus. The record is from RefSeq and is a predicted model, not a curated record. Gene Ontology annotation, molecular function: protein serine kinase activity; protein serine/threonine kinase activity; protein kinase activity. Gene Ontology annotation, biological process: muscle cell differentiation. Lineage: Eukaryota; Metazoa; Chordata; Mammalia; Rodentia; Muridae.